CUCCUCCCGCGAGUCGCUCUUUCGACCGUCCAUGGGGCAUGCUGACCGGCUUUUUAACCUACAGAAUCGUCACAGAGAGAGCCAGGCAUCAUGGAGAGCGUUGAGUCGAGGAUGUACCGCACCAAUUCGGAGAGUUCUCCGAAUAACACAGACUCGAUGGUAACAGUGCCGCUGUCGGACAUCCAGUCAGAUAUCCAAUCGAACCCCCAGACGCCCAAUGAGUGGAAAACGUUUGAUAUUCCCGAGGUACCUGUGGAGGAAAGCGGAGAACAAGAGGGCCCGGUGGGAGAUAACGCGGAGGGACAGACUACUCCUACCAUCGAUUGUAGCCCAACGACAGUGGAAGGCAGAGAACGCCGCGUAUCAGACUCCUCAGAACGGUCGCGCAACAGUCGUGGCAGCGAGGCAGACUCUCCACCGGACAGUGAAGGGGUCAAUUGGGAGGGAUUGGAGAAGACGGAGGAACUGGAGCCGCGCAAUGAGGGGACAGAUGAGUCUACGGCAUUGCUACUCGCGCGUCUGGAGCAAGAGAAUAAUGCUCUGGCGACAAAUCCCAAGUCUGGUCUGUCGAAAGCACGCUCUCGGGCAAAGUCCCGGCCUCCGUCCGUACAGCAGAUCAAGAAACUGGUCAAUGACCCCCGGUCGUCUGUCCGGUUCUCACAAUUGCCAACUCCCCAAAUGACGGAGCUGGAGUUCUGGGCUGCACUGGUGCAAGAUUACCCACAGACAGCUCAAAGAUUGCCUACUCUGACAUCGAACAAAAUCCGUAGCGGGGUGCCUCCUCCUCUGCGGGGCGUGGUCUGGCCCAGUAUUGCUGGCGCGAGGGAUAUGCAGCUUCAGGAAGAGUUCCAAAGACUAUGCGGAGAGACGAGUCCCUACGAAGGCCUGAUCGGAAAAGACAUUGGGCGUAGCUUUCCCAAUGUUGACAUGUUCCGGGACCCGGACGGUGAGGGCCAGCAGAUGUUGGCCCGGGUCCUCAAAUGCUUCAGUCUCUACGACACAAAAAUCGGUUAUUGCCAGGGUCUGGGGUUUGUGGUAGGUCCCUUGCUGAUGCAUAUGACGGAUGCAGAAGCUUUCUGCGUCCUAGUCAGACUCAUGGACCACUACGGCCUCCGCUCGUGUUUCCUGCCAGACCUCUCAGGGCUACAUCUCCGAAUAUACCAAUUCCAGAAUCUGCUCUGUCGCCAUCGACCUGCUCUGUUUGCGCACUUGGAAUCUCUACACAUCGAGCCUGUCUAUGUGUCGCAGUGGUUCCUUUCGUUUUUCGCUGUCACUUGCCCCUUGCCAAUGCUUCUUCGCAUCUACGACGUGCUCCUCCUGGAAGGUGCCUGUGAGACCUUGAUGCGGGUUGCACUGUCGUUGAUGCAAAGGAACGAAAAGAAGCUCAUGGCUUGCACGGAGUUUGAGGAUGUUAUGCAAAUCCUGCUAUCUAGGAGUCUCUGGGACACGUACGCUUGCCAUGCGGAUGAUUUGGUGAACGAUUUCGUCUCCUUGACUUCUCUUGUGUCGAAGGAGAGUCUACAAUCUCUGGAGACCAGCUACAAUCAAUCACAGGGCGUGCAGACUGGAAUCUCGUUCCCUCAGAUGCAGGCAGCUGCAUCUCGCUUCCUAGGCCGACUUUGGUCAGGUGGUUCCUCUACCAAAUCUCUGGCUCUCAAUCCCAGCACGUCCAGCCUGUCGCGCCCUGCAAGCUCUAUCCGGAGGUCCCCAUCGAAACAGAGCGUGGCAUCAACCCUCAACUCCUUCGAGUCUACAUCUGACGCAAGCACAGCACCUACAGAGAUGUCACAGGAUAGCCACAAGUCGAGGACGAAAUCCGCCAUAUCGCAGAACAAAGACAAGGAUCUUCAUGGUCAGAUUGAAGAUCUAUUAAUGGCCUUGAGUGACUUGCAGCGAGAACAGGCAGAGCUUGCACAGGAGCUUCAGCGCGAACGUGAGGAGCGUGAGGAAGACCAGGAGUUAGCGAAAUCGAUGCUCAGUUAUAUCAAAGGACUAGAGGGCGACAGCCAACCAGCAGACAUCGUUGCAAAGGCAGAAGAGCGGUUCCUUUGCACAGGUGCUAGACGAAUGUCUAUCGCGCAAACCAAACAUGAACUGCGUGACGAUGCCAAUCGAUGGAAGGAGAAGUAUGAGCUCGAAGCAGCACGAUGUAGCGAUCUGGGAAGACGCAUGGAUGAAUACGAACACGAGAAUACCAAGGUCAAGGAGGAGCUCAGGGAGACCAGAGCUCGAGUACAGGACGGGUACCGCGAGAAGCAGAGGCUAGAAAAGGUCAUCCUAGAACUGCGCAGCCGGAAAUCCUCCGAUAGCCCUGACCGGUCAAGCGCUGCACAAAGUGAGCCUGGAGACGUGGCCCAAUCGCGUGGCCUACGGGAGCUCAAGCUCGUCCGGAGUAACUCGCAGAAGACGACUACUACUUCCCAGAAAGGCACUUGGAGCAAGCGUUCGAGCAGCCUAGGCUUGCAAUCCGUCCUUUCCACGGAAAACAAUAAACCGGCUGGAGAUGAAACGCUACUCUUGGAACUUGUCAACGCAAAGACGGCAGAAGCCGUUGCCAAACAAGAAUUGGAGGAGGUGAAGGCGAAACUCGACUCGCUGCGAAAGAUGUUCAGCAAUCCCCAUCAUUCCGUCUCACGGGCGAGUACAGAAGACAGCAUUGUGCCCACAAUAGCCGUGGCUGCUGCCAAAGAACCAACCAAAACUACUUCGAGCGGUGGCUUCUUCAGCGGAUGGGGGCGACGGACCCCCUCUACAAGCAAUGCGACUUACACAGAGUCGAAGUGAUAUGACCCCUUUACCUUACCGUGGUAUAUGAUUACUAGAUCUUUUUUUUUUCUUCUGGGAGUUCGGAUGUUGCUUCUGGGACUUUCUUGGCGUACAUUUGCCUUCUCAUGCAAGGGACACUGUAUCCUUAUUGAUGC
Messenger RNA from Paecilomyces variotii, 2921 nucleotides. Its product is annotated as putative GTPase activating protein. The record is from RefSeq and is a predicted model, not a curated record. NCBI's taxonomy places the organism in Eukaryota, Fungi, Ascomycota, Eurotiomycetes, Eurotiales, Thermoascaceae. The coding region runs from base 91 to 2784 and encodes 897 amino acids. The transcript has 4 exons.